AUGAUAAUUCCGAGGGGUUCUAGGGCCAUAAGUCAAUUUCCUCUGUUUGCUAGAAGUGCAUAUAAAGCUUCACGCUUACUUGCCAAGGCACCUUAUUCCAGUUUGCACUUGAGAAGUACAAGACUGUACUCAUCGCUCGGGCCCGACAAUCAGAAACCUAAAUCAAGGUUCAAAAUACUAUUACUACUCGGCGGAUUAGCCCUCGGUUCAACAAUAUACUCCAUUGCAAACCGUAAGGACAGUCCAAAGGAAAUGAUUGAAAUAUCUGACCCAUCGCGUUCAGCCCCACCAGCUGUCAAGGCAUCUUCUAGCACCAGCGAUGUUUCUAUCGUUUUUGUUCUUGGUGGGCCAGGGUCUGGAAAGGGUACACAAUGUGCACGGAUCGUGAAGAACCUGGGCUUCGUUCAUAUUGGUGCAGGUGAUCUUUUGCGCGAGGAACAGAACAGACCAGGUUCUAAGUACGGUGACCUUAUUAGACAUCACAUCAAGGAAGGGCUUAUUGUUCCUCAGGAGAUUACUGUUGAGCUAUUGAAACAGGCAAUUCAAAAGGCAUCUGAGCAGGGCAAGAAGAAUUUCCUUGUCGAUGGAUUCCCUAGAAAGAUGGACCAGGCCAUCACUUUUGAGAAAGAAAUUGCUCCAAGUAAAAUGGUAAUCUUCUUCGAGUGCCCAGAGGCCGUUAUGUUAGAGCGGUUGCUCCGCAGAGGCCAAACAAGCGGUAGAACGGACGAUAAUGCAGAGUCCAUCAAGAAGAGGUUUAGAACGUUCCUCGACACCAGUAUGCCAGUAGUCCGCUACUUUGAUGACCAGGGCAAGGUUAUUAGGGUUAGAUGUGACCAGGAUGUCGAAGACGUGUACAAAGAGGUUGAGCUGGCGCUUAAAGAAAAAGUUUUAUAG
Eremothecium sinecaudum is the source of this 894-nucleotide messenger RNA. It is a transcript of the gene URA6, whose product is annotated as bifunctional uridylate/adenylate kinase. Gene Ontology annotation, cellular component: cytoplasm; nucleus. The record is from RefSeq and is a predicted model, not a curated record. Gene Ontology annotation, molecular function: ATP binding; UMP kinase activity. Bases 1 to 894 code for a protein of 297 amino acids. NCBI's taxonomy places the organism in Eukaryota, Fungi, Ascomycota, Saccharomycetes, Saccharomycetales, Saccharomycetaceae. Gene Ontology annotation, biological process: UDP biosynthetic process; 'de novo' pyrimidine nucleobase biosynthetic process; CDP biosynthetic process. The transcript has a single exon.